Messenger RNA from Cladocopium goreaui, 888 nucleotides. NCBI's taxonomy places the organism in Eukaryota, Dinophyceae, Suessiales, Symbiodiniaceae. The record is from the annotation of a GenBank genome assembly.
AUGCGAGGCGGCGAGGUGCAGCUGCUGAGCUACACACCUCGCAGCCUUGUGGAGGAUGACUUUUACAGGAAACACUGCUGUCCCUCCAGAUCCGAGUCUGGAAUGGAACCCUAUAUGGAGUUGCUGCCACAUGCCCACAAGUUGGGUUACUAUGCGUGGAAACCUUUGGUCAUUUGCAAAGCGUUGUCGCAAAUUGAACCUGGUGCCAUACUUCUCUUUAUGGAUGCGAAUCUGCAGAAGUAUCAGGAUUACCGAGAAGGUUUGCAGGAUUUGCGGAAGACAUGUCGCAAGCUGCUUGAGCGCACAGACUUCUUCGUACCUUUGGAGGAUCCGAUGUGGAAACGGAUUCAGAAUCAUUGCAAAGCUCUCACCUUGGAACUCAUGGACGCCAACACUUUUACAGUUGCUUUUGCGCCGUGCAUUUGCGUGAAUCGCAUUUUGAUGCGGCGCACUGCAUUAGUUGAGCGCCUGAUGCAAGACUGGCUACACUGGUGUGGGCAGAGUGAUGUCAUUUGUCCGAUUCCGAAUCCAAAACCGCAUCCACUGUGCCUUUUUCAUACCCCUGAGCAAGCAAUCUUGGCCAUCCUCGUGCGCAAGCUUGUUUUGCAGAAACAGCUUCCUGCUGGAUGGCCGUUUUAUAGUUAUGCGCCAGGCACUCGAAUUUUUCACCUGGACUUUCUUGAAGAUUGGCCCAUGCCGUUCCUCAUGCGUUGCUGUCGCCGCUUCACGGCGAUGUUUUUCUUCCUCCAGCAUGCGUUGUUUGCCUUCAGAUAUCCCAAGGAGCACCAUUUCUGGAGGCAGUUCCAAAGAGCAACACCCAGCUACUUGCUGAAGUUUGCUUGGCGCGGCUUUUUGAUGUCUCUGAUACCUUUGCCAGAGCAUUGCUGA